GAAAGCUGUCAUUAUCAGCUGUUGAGAUUUGCGGCUUUUCCACCUAUUCCAAGUUAUGAACGAUUAUUGCGUCUUUUGCUAAAAUUACGUGUAUGAAUAAAUUUAACUAGUGUUACACAGUAUGGACAGAGCGGAACACUUCCAAGUUCAACCGGCAGAGGAAGGCCCCCGGAACGCUUUGAAUUAUCAAUUUUCACCGGAAGAAUUGAAAGUCCUUCAGGAAUGUAAUAGGGAAGCAUUUUUUCAACGUUCGCUACCGUUUGGAACGGUGUGCGGCAUCGGGACCUGGUAUGCCAUCCAGCGAGGUUUUCUGAAGCCUGCUGCUCGGUUUGGGGCUGGUCCUAAGGUGUUUGUCGGUAUAACACUGGGAUAUUUUAUUGGUAAAGUCAGCUAUCAAAGUCGAUGCGCUGAUAAAAUUAUGCGUCUCCCGAACUCUCGGCUUGCCGAUUUGGUUCGCCAGAGAAGACAAGGUGGUAGCAGCGUUGAAAAAUUUUUACCGGAUCAGGGACUUGGUGCUGGAAGUAUGCUGUCUCCGUUUGGUCCAACCACACCGAGCGAUAGUUACACCGAAAAACAUAUGCACCGUUCGGAUACGCUGAACAUGGAUAUUCACGUUCCACAAUACUCCGGCCUGGAUGACAGUGCUCGACCUACGAUAGAUUCAAACAGGGCAUUUGAGGAGGAACUUCAGCUUCCGCCGGGUCCAGCAGUGACAAAGUCCUACGAAGAGCUGCGUCGGCAGAACCGAGAAGAGUACCUCAAGCGGCAGCAGGCUCCCUAUCGGUCACCGGUUCUGGACGACCAACCGCCGAUUAGGCGCGAACCGGAACCGCCAAAGUAUGACGAGCCGCCUCAGACCCCGCAGAGGAAAAAUAAAUACGGUGAUGCUUGGUCGCAGUAGGUGCCCAGUAGGUUAACUCCAAAAUUGAUUGGCAUUUUCAGCAGCCGGAAGUUACAUUUUGGUUGACUUUAGUGAUUGAACUUAGAGUAUAUAUUGAACAUGCAAUAACUACUGUUUUGUGAUUGUAGAAGCUUCGAGUGGAAUUUGCAUGCAAAAUCAAUGUUACAAAAAUAAAUGCGAAUGCUAAUAA
This is a messenger RNA of Wyeomyia smithii (pitcher-plant mosquito), 1091 nucleotides long. It is a transcript of the gene asrij, whose product is annotated as OCIA domain-containing protein 1. The record is from RefSeq and is a predicted model, not a curated record. The transcript has 5 exons. Gene Ontology annotation, cellular component: endosome. Bases 122 to 901 code for a protein of 259 amino acids. Lineage: Eukaryota; Metazoa; Arthropoda; Insecta; Diptera; Culicidae.